Molecule: messenger RNA, 576 nt
Organism: Prorocentrum cordatum
Lineage: Eukaryota; Dinophyceae; Prorocentrales; Prorocentraceae
Source: the annotation of a GenBank genome assembly
GUGGAGCUGCGGGACCAGCUGAGAUCGCUCCAGAGGCUCACCCUCCAGAACUCGAACGAGAUUCGCAACUUCUUGCAUCUCACGGGCGAGUUCUGGCUGACGCCGCUCGAGCCAGAUUGGGUGCAGGCGCCGAUGGAGACAGGCAAAGAGUACGGACGGAAGGUGAAACAGCUGGGCAAGGGGCACGGCCUCGGCCCACCGCGCGGCCAGGUCGCGGCGAGCCUGGUCGAGGAGAUUGUGGCGGUGCUCGACGCGGAGGAGCAGAAGCUCGACGUCUUCCUGCAGUGCAAGAUUCAGGAGGCGUACAACAAGACGGGCGACGACGUGGAGAUGGACAUCAAGCAGUGCAAGGCCAAGCUCAUCUACACGAUCAACACGGCGCCGAGCUUCAGGGCGGUGCUGUACGACCAGAAGCUCGAGCAGGAGCAGUACGACAAGAUCUCGGGAUUCAAGGGGGACAUGUUCAAGCAGGCGCUGGGCCACGCGCUGGCGCACCUCGGGGCCAUGAAGAGCCGCUCGGGGGGCCCGAAGACGGGCCUGGAGAGGGCCGUGGAGGCGCAGCUCAACAGGAGGUGA